Annulohypoxylon maeteangense is the source of this 2958-nucleotide messenger RNA. RefSeq names its product Pkinase-domain-containing protein. The record is from RefSeq and is a predicted model, not a curated record. Gene Ontology annotation, biological process: intracellular signal transduction; protein phosphorylation. NCBI's taxonomy places the organism in Eukaryota, Fungi, Ascomycota, Sordariomycetes, Xylariales, Hypoxylaceae. Gene Ontology annotation, molecular function: ATP binding; protein serine/threonine kinase activity. The transcript is spliced from 4 exons. The coding region runs from base 397 to 2598 and encodes 733 amino acids.
AUACCUUGUACGUCCAUGUCAAUAGGUAGGCGUUUUUGCGGGCAGCAACGGAAAGAACUACCUUCGUCGUACAUCCCAUCCCAUCCCCAUCCUAUGUACUUAGAACACUUGAGAGCCCCACCAUGAUGGGCAUAAGUCAGGACUCCCACAAGUUUUCAGAGAGAUCUUUUUAGUUAGACAUUUACCAAAGUCUGGCACAUCAUAUUAUCAUCACCUCUUAUUCUUCUUUUUUCUCUCUCUUCUCCUUUUCUUUUCCUUACCAAACAUCAUUCUUGGGGGCCAUCCCUCGGCCCAGAUUUUUCACAGACCUUUUAUUUUUUUCGUACUGUAAAGCUUUUAAUUUGAACCCAUCCUUAUCUAAAGUGUAUCCCAUAGUCUUUGGGUACCUGGAUUGCCAUGACAACCCCGAUCGACGCAGUCAACCGUAGACUGGAGCAGCCGCAAGGCAGCUCCAACAAUAUAGCCGAACGUACCGAUGCCGCUGCGAAACAUUCAGAGCGUGCGCCAGCUGUACGCUUCUCAUCCGUAGUUGACGAGAUCGACCCUCCUAUUGCAGUGUUUGGUACUCCGGAAUACCGGAGAGAUAGCAUAGCCAACCCCGACCUAAUAAAGGCUUUGACCAACUCGAUCCACGGCGCUCAGCUUCAGGAGCAACGGCUGCAAAAUUAUUCGUUUGAUCCAGUUUCGCUUCCUCCUAGUAGGGUGGCGUCCAACGAGACUACGCCUGGCGCAACUCCUCAGCACAGCCAUAGCCCCAUGAGCCAUCCUUCGCCCCGAUUGAGCCCUAAAGCUCCCGAGCUGGUAUCACCACCACUAACGCCAGCCGGGACUUCCGGGGCAGAUUCCUCUACUAAGAGCGCAAAGUCGGUCCGAAUUUUAAGUUCCGAUGGAGGCUUUGAUUCGCAGGCCAUAACACCGCAAGCUUCAGGGCAAGAUUCGAGGCCUGUUUCACCACGAGUGGGUCUACCUCAUCGACCUGCAUCCACUGACAACAUAUCACAACGUUCGACCGCGGUUGACGACCAAGAUGGCGGUGCUCGUUCGCAUCGGAAGGGCAUGUUCAGUAUUGGGGGCCAAUCCCUACCUGUAUCUAGAGAAUCCAGUCCAUCGAGGAAUGCCGCAUCUCAAUACUACUCUCGACCUUUUACGCCUCAGGGAGAUGCCAACGAUCCAUAUGCCGCAAGCAAACGGCCGAUGCAGAGCAAGGCUGGCGGGAAUAUCGACCAGAGAUUUGUCUUCUCUAGAAAGAAGGGUCGCAGCUCUCCCUCCUCUUCUACGACCAACUUGACAAAGACCGAUAGGCAAGAAAAGCGACUCUCUGGUCUCUUCGCGAACAAGAAUAAAUCCGGCGAACUCCAUCCGACGGGCACUGGGUCUACUACACACAGUACCCAUGGAUCCAUGUCGGAUCUGAAAAGAUUUUUCAAGGUCGGAGUUGGUCACAAGUCGAAGAAAUCAAUAUCCCCGUCUCCUUUAGGCUCUCGACAAUCUCAUCAAGUUCCCUUUGCCGAUGACCAUGGCUUAACAUCCAAGUAUGGGAAGCUUGGCCGAGUACUUGGUUCCGGCGCUGGAGGCUCUGUUAAACUCAUGAAAAGGACAGAGGACAAUACCGUUUUUGCAGUGAAGGAGUUUCGCCCCCGGCAUUCGUACGAGACCGAGAAAGAAUAUGUCAAAAAAUUGACGGCCGAGUUCUGUAUCGGAUCCGCCCUACAUCACGGCAACAUCAUCGAGACAUUGGAUAUCGUGCAAGAAAAGGGGAAGUGGUAUGAAGUUAUGGAAUACGCUCCUUUUGACCUAUUCGCCAUAGUCAUGACAGGGAAGAUGUCAAAGCCGGAGAUUACCUGCUGCUUCCUCCAAAUACUUAGCGGUGUAACCUAUCUUCAUAGUUCCGGCCUCGCUCACCGAGAUUUGAAGUUGGACAAUGUCGUCGUUAGCCAGCAUGGUAUUAUGAAGAUCAUAGAUUUUGGCAGCGCCCAUGUGUUCAGAUAUCCUUUCGAGUCAGAACUGGUAUUGGCUUCUGGUGUUGUUGGCUCUGAUCCGUACCUUGCUCCGGAAGUUUACGAUGAGCGCAAGUACGAUCCUCAGGCUGUGGAUAUUUGGUCUCUAGCUAUCAUCUUUUGCUGCAUGUCGCUCCGGAGGUUCCCUUGGAAAGUUCCACGAUUGUCAGAUAAUUCAUACAAGCUAUUCGCAGCAGACCCAUCCCCCGGCCACGAUCCCAAGAAGCUGAUUCUUCCUUCGAGAUCAACGAACGACCUCUCGAGCAUUCCACAACGUGACAUAUUUACGGAAGAAUCGAAGCAGCAAAAACCCAAGGGCACUGAGUCAUCUACGACUGGAGGCGGCGAUGGCAAUGCUCAGGAAAAGAAAGAAGUCAUUAGAGGACCGUGGCGUCUAUUGCGAUUGCUUCCCAGAGAGAGUAGGCACAUCAUUGGGCGCAUGCUAACAAUAGACCCAAAGAAACGGGUUCAAAUGGCGGAAAUUCUGGACGAACCUUGGGUAUCGGACACGGUCAUUUGCAGGCAGGUCGGCCACGGACAAGUCAUUCAUGCAGAGGAUCACACACAUGUUCUUGAACCUCCCGCACCACCUAGCAAGUAGGGGCGUGUAGAGGAGCGGGUGGGUGUUCAAUAGUGUAUUUGGAUCAUAGGAGGGGGGAAGGGACAGUCUUCCUCGGAGUUUGUGGAGUUUGGCAUUUUCUCAAAUCAUAUUAUCUUCAUCGGCAUAGUGGGAGGGGGAAAGGGGGCCAACGCAGAAGGGUGCAAACCGUACAGGUUCAUAGCGGAUAUAGAUUAGAGUAUAUGCGACUGUGUAUAGAGAGAUUCAGGUAGAUUUAUUGCCCCCCCUUUUACGGCUGUACCGUUGUCACUACCGGCGGUCUGUCUACUAAUGCGAUGUAUUUCGAUUCUAUGUAUUUAUUGAGGUUGGUAUAAUUUGAAACACUUCGAUAAUACCGCAAUA